AUGACAAAAGUAAUCAUCAAUGUGGAUGAUGGGAUCAUAGUGCUUCAAGACCGAGAGGAAAAUGUGAUCUUUAAUGUCUUCAAAACUGAGCAGCAGAUUCAAGAGAAGAAGACUAAUCAUAAAGCUGCAUGUGAGGAUGCACCAGUGAUUAGCUCUAAACUUGUCAAGCCAGUCAUCAAAGCCUUUGAAGCAUUGGCGUCGUCUUCGUCGUGGUCUUUGUGGCUCACAUUAGAGCCGCUCUCUGUUCUCUAUCGCUCGCAUCGUGUUGUUUAUCAAAGGAGAAUGGAUUUGGUUGGUUUGUUCGAAUCAGUUGGAGGUCCAAUCGCCUUCUACACCAGGAGAGCACAUGGUUUUAAUCCCAUCACUGAUGUUCAAAUGGAGUGGUCCCUUUGGACUCGUGACAUUGAGGAGGAGAUACUUCCUCUUUGCAGGGAGCUUGGCAUUCAAAUUCUGCCAUACAACCCUCUUAGUCCAAGUUUCUUUAGUGGAAAAGGAGUUUUGAAAACUGUGUCAACUGUUAGCUCCCUGAACUACCUCAAAUGGUCUCAAAUCAUUAAGACCAUCUUGAAAGGGAAAGGGAAGAUCAGUCACCUGACGGGUGAUGCAUCUGAUGAGACUGAUCCCAAAUUCAAAUCAUGGGAUGAAGAAGACUCCAUGAUCAUGGCGUGGCUGUGGAAUUCAACGGUCCCAGAAAUUAGUGAUACCUGCAUGUUUCUGAAAUCAGCAAAGGAAAUUUAG
Vigna angularis (adzuki bean) is the source of this 738-nucleotide messenger RNA. RefSeq lists its product as uncharacterized. Lineage: Eukaryota; Viridiplantae; Streptophyta; Magnoliopsida; Fabales; Fabaceae. The coding region runs from base 1 to 738 and encodes 245 amino acids. Gene Ontology annotation, cellular component: cytoplasm. The transcript is spliced from 6 exons. The record is from RefSeq and is a predicted model, not a curated record.